Molecule: messenger RNA, 4029 nt
Organism: Xiphophorus maculatus (southern platyfish)
Lineage: Eukaryota; Metazoa; Chordata; Actinopteri; Cyprinodontiformes; Poeciliidae
Gene: fitm1l
Product: fat storage-inducing transmembrane protein 1-like
Exons: 3
Coding region: 3111-3965 (284 amino acids)
Biological process (GO): lipid droplet organization; phospholipid biosynthetic process; lipid storage
Cellular component (GO): endoplasmic reticulum membrane
Source: RefSeq, a predicted model, not a curated record
UCCUAUAGGGAAAUCAUUGCUCACCCAGAGUCUGGUUCUAUUGGAGGUAUAUUCAGUUUUCAAGGGAAUGAUUGACUUUGUACCAAUAAUGUUUACUGUUCAUCUUUAUUUGCAAGAUAUUUUUAAUAUGAACUAUGUUGUAGUUGUUGUAGAGAUUAGAUACAAGGCAAAGGGUUGUUUAUGGAAGAUCAUAGUAAGGUUUGACGUUUGAAAUAAACUGCAAACCACAGACAUUUAGAAUAAAUUAUAAUACCGCAGUUUCUCCAGGAGGUGGCAGCACUUUGCCGCAACUGUCUUGGUAGAAAAGGAAACUUUAAAAAAAAAAACAAUCAAAUUUGCAGACUGAAGACAUUAGUAAAUUAUUAAUUGACCAUUUUAGUAACAUUAAUAUUAAUAGUCCAGCUUGUUCACCAUAAAUUAAAUUUGUAUAAGAUAUGCAGACUUUUUCUCAUCCAUAUUCACUACCUUCCCUUGUUUCCCUUUCCAGCCCAGCAUUUUUUUUACUAUAAUGUAGUCUAAUCUGUAAGACUGGAUUUAAUUGGCUUUUUAAAUUUUUUUUUUAGUAAAGUCCCUUACAAUGACAUUUAUUGGUGCUAAACCAACUGAAUUGAAUUGUAGUCCAUCUAAGAUGCCAGCAGAUGUCGACAGCAGUACAGGAACCUGUGUUGGGCCUCAAUAAGAGAUCAUUCAGGCUGAGAAUGAACAAAAAACUAAUAGCUCACCUUAAGUCACACUUAUUAUCCACCAAUAAUAAUCAAAGUGUCUCAGUGCAAAUAUGUUCUUUCUUAAAAGAUAUUUCAACAUAUUCCAUGCUUCAUUUUACCAGAUCUUCAUGUCUUUUGGCAGUUUUCAUGCAUGGAUGUGGCUAGUGAAACACAAUUUAGAUGACCAAAGAGAUUACGGUUAAUCCCAAUUAAUAUAUGAAUGUCCGUAGCCAGGAGAUUAAAUUUUCACACAGUUUUACAUUUGAGAUUUUUGUUGUUCUUCUUCUUCUUUUUAUUUACUCAAGUCAUCUUAGUCCGAUAUUAAAAUUUUGAUCAUCUGAAACAUUUAGACAUGACAAAAAGGAUUAAAAAGAAAAUUAUAAGGAGAAAAUUACUUUUUCAAAGAACUGAAAGUGACUACAGUCAUGCUUUAGCUCUUCAUCACAAAAUUUUACAGAUAUGUCCUUGUUCUCCUGACUGUUUUUAUGUAAAAGAAACAGAUUUUAACCAGAAAGAUGUCGGCAUGUUGUUAUAAACAUGAUACUGAACACGAUCUCAGUGUUUCGUACUGGAAAGUAUCACUUUUAAUUCAAAUAUAGUUGAGUUACAAUAAAACAGCUACAAGUGUCUCUUUCUGCAUGAUGACCAGCUGCUCAAAUGCUUUUUGGAACUAAAGAAAGGGCUUUCAUUACGGGACAAAGUUAGCAUGCUAACUUCCUCAGCAUGCUGUCAGGAAACAGGAGAAGGUAGACAUUCAACACGCAGGAAGCUGCUCCACAUCUAUUCCUGUCCUGGCAGCAAGAAAACAGAAGGUUAUAGUGAGCAUGGUGCAGCUGAGCCACACGUUUCAGAACUAUGAUGACAAAGAGACACUUGUAAUUAACAACAGCACAUCGAGGGAAACAUGCAGCUCUAAAGUGUUGAGUUGUAUUUUAUUAACAGUGCCUUGCAGAUGUAUUCAUGUUGUGGUGGUAUGACUAUAAUCUUUAUUAUAUUUGAAUAUAGAAAGUUAUGUGAGAAAUUAGAAGAAGGGAAAAGACGCAUGGCUGUUAAAAUGAAGAAGCUGAGGUGCAGCUGGGAAUAAAGUUGCAACACUUCUGAGCUGUGCCACAUAUUCUCAUUUGGAUUUAGGGCUGGACUUUGACUAGGCCAUUCUGGCACAUUGAUAUGCAGGGUUAGGGUGAUUUUUCUGCUGAGCUGUGUACAGGUUUUCUCUGAGGACUAGCAUCCUGCAUGUGGCUCCGUUCAUCUUCCCUUCUCCAGGUGACAUAGAAUAUUUAGUUUUUUUCUGACACGCGUAACAUUUUAUUUAUUAAUUUUUUUUUUUUUGCAUUUCAGCCUAAUUUGGUCUCUGAGGAGCUUUUCCUAUGCUUGUAAAGUUCUCUACAUUCCUUGUGUCAAAACUGGAUUUCUUACAAUGAAGGCACUCUUCCACAAAGGUCAGAGGUUAAGUGUGGACGACUAUGCCUUUUGCUGAUUAUGCUCAUUAGUCGAUGAAAUGAGGGAGAGGGAGACGUGCAGGGGAGAAAGGACGAUAACCGUGAAUUCUGUGUGUGAUUGACAGAAACCGACUGCUGCAACAGCUGCGUAUUAGAGCAGACAGUGCAAAGGUUGCUGCUAUUAAUACGCAUAAACCUAGGAGACACUGCAUGUAAUUUACCACAUUCGUUUAAUAACUUCUUAGCUAAGCUACCAUCACUGCAUCGCAUUAUUUCUCCUUAAUCCGACAUUGUCAGAAAUGGUCACAUCUGUGCUAUGUGACACAUUUAGGUCUCAGGGUGUGUGUAUAUGUCAGACAGAGAAGAUGCUGUGAUGGUUUAUGUUCAGCGGGCAAGGGUCAGCGUCAGAGAACAGCGGGACGGCUACAGUUACGAUUGAAAUAGAAAAGUAUUCUGAAUCUAUAAAAGCAGUAUGCCUGGGAUGAAAACACAGAGGUACAAGAGUAACAUGUUGUGCGGAAGCAAACGGGAGCAACCACAGAAAAAGCCAAACGUUCACAGGCACUCGGCUGCAGCUGAGGCCAACCACGUUGAGUCAACGGAUGGGGUAAAUUACAUCUGAGUCAGCACUGAAGAUUGCUGGAGCGAAGACCACCAGGGCCAGGUUUCACAGCGGGCAGAUAUCUGGAGUCUAAGGAAUGCUCAAAGCCAGUUGUCACUUCGUUCACGUUGUGCAGCGGACGCCACGCACACGGAUGCAGGUUCACGGCCAACAACCAGAGACGUCCGCUGUUUCCUAUAUGCAACCAGCAGCUUCGGAUUUCCGCAGGAUUGGCCGUCGAGGCGGCGAAGGAUCUGAUCUGGAGUUUUAAAACAGAAGCUCGCUUGGAGAAGCGGAUCAAGGGGGGGAGGGAGUUCCUUUCUGCAUCCUUCUGGUCAUGACUUGUUGUCUCUGUUUGCAACAAAGAUGUUCCUCAACAAGGUGCUGGUGGUCCUGACAGACCUGGCUGCCAGGUUGCUUGGUAACAAGCUGUUCAGGCAGCAUUUCCACCUGCUGCUCUCAGCUGUCCUGGUGUUCGGCCCUGCGCUGAGCCUCUGGGUUUCCCAUCACAGCAUCUUUGCCAGAAGAAGUCACUUCCUCUACAGGUUGUUCCUGCGCUCUGGUUGGGGCUGGACGUGCGUUUUCGUCGGGUCCUUCAUCUUCCUCUUCUCCUUCUCCAUCCGCCGCUCCGUCCUACACUCGCUCCGUCACCUCAGCAGGCUCGCCGUGGCUGGAGGGCUCUGGCUUUGUUUCUGCACACUGCUGGAUCUCCUGGAGAACACCACAGGAAGCUGCUAUGAACCUCUGCCCGCUGGUCCAGAGGUCACCGGUGGGCAGCCUCUGCUGGUGCUCAAAGAGGGGGAGAGCAAGUCCGAGUGCCUGAAAGCUGGGUUGGUGUGGCGAGGUUAUGAGGUUUCAGAGGACGUCUUCCUUCUGUGUCUGUGCUGCCUGCUGCUGGCAGAGGAAACGUCAGUGUUUGGUCCGUAUCUGAGGCUUGGGGGCGUCUCAGACGCCCCACUGAGGAUCCUCUUUUUGCUCUGUGUUCUCCUUCUUGGACUGUGGAUCUUCCUGCUGCUCUGUCUCUUAGCCUACUUCCCCCUGUUCCCCACUCAGCUGCUAGGAGGGGCGCUAGGCUGCCUCAGCUGGAGGGGACUGUAUCAGGGCUGGUACCGCAUGGGGCCCAGCUGGUACUGCCCAGGAAGGCCUGGUCAGGGACUGCUCAACAUAAAGACCAGCAGCACUGGGGCAGAAGACACACUAAACCACAAUCACUACAAUUAACCGAUAAAAACAGAUUCAACGCUUUGAGCUUAAACAUUAAAAGUCUUUAAAUCUUCAACAAAAA